Messenger RNA from Vigna angularis (adzuki bean), 1952 nucleotides. RefSeq names its product high-affinity nitrate transporter 2.1. Gene Ontology annotation, cellular component: plant-type vacuole membrane; plasma membrane. Gene Ontology annotation, molecular function: nitrate transmembrane transporter activity. The record is from RefSeq and is a predicted model, not a curated record. The coding region runs from base 60 to 1652 and encodes 530 amino acids. NCBI's taxonomy places the organism in Eukaryota, Viridiplantae, Streptophyta, Magnoliopsida, Fabales, Fabaceae. The transcript is spliced from 3 exons. Gene Ontology annotation, biological process: nitrate transmembrane transport; cellular response to nitrate.
UCACCAUCACAUCUCAAACCAACUGAGUUUUUUCUCAUUCAAGACAGUGUUAAGGUCAAAUGGGUGAUAUUGAGGGAUCUCCGGGAAGCUCCAUGCAUGGAGUGACAGGGAGGGAACAAACCUUCAUUGCCUCAGUGGCUUCCCCUAUGGUCCCAACUGACACAACGGCAAAUUUUGCUUUGCCAGUUGAUUCUGAGCACAAAGCCAAGGUUUUUAAACUGUUUUCCCUGGCCAAUCCCCAUAUGAGAACCUUCCACCUCUCUUGGAUAUCCUUCUUCACAUGCUUUGUCUCAACCUUUGCAGCAGCCCCUCUUGUCCCCAUCAUUCGAGACAACCUCAACCUCACCAAGAGUGACAUUGGGAAUGCCGGGGUUGCUUCUGUCUCGGGCAGCAUCUUCUCCAGGCUCACAAUGGGUGCAGUUUGUGACCUCUUGGGCCCUCGUUAUGGCUGUGCAUUCCUCAUCAUGCUUUCUGCCCCAACUGUCUUCUGCAUGUCGUUUGUGGAUGACGCUGCAGGAUAUAUAGCAGUGAGGUUCAUGAUUGGGUUCUCCUUGGCCACUUUUGUGUCAUGUCAGUACUGGAUGAGUACCAUGUUCAACAGUAAGAUUAUUGGGCUUGUGAAUGGGACUGCUGCAGGGUGGGGAAACAUGGGUGGCGGAGCCACUCAGCUCAUAAUGCCCUUGGUCUACGAAUUGAUCAGAAGAGCUGGAGCUUCUCCCUUCACUGCCUGGAGAAUUGCCUUCUUCGUUCCAGGUUGGUUGCAUGUCAUCAUGGGGAUCUUGGUCCUAACCCUAGGCCAAGAUUUGCCUGAUGGCAACCUUGGUACCUUGCAGAAGAAGGGUAAUGUUGCCAAAGACAAAUUCUCCAAGGUGUUAUGGUAUGCCAUAACAAAUUACAGGACAUGGAUUUUUGCCCUCCUCUAUGGGUACUCUAUGGGAGUUGAAUUAACCACUGAUAAUGUUAUUGCUGAGUAUUUCUAUGACAGGUUUAAUCUGAAGCUACACACUGCUGGAAUCAUCGCUGCUUCAUUUGGAAUGGCAAAUCUCCUGGCUCGUCCCUUUGGUGGAUACACUUCUGAUGUUGCAGCCAGGUUGUUCGGCAUGAGGGGCAGGCUUUGGACCCUGUGGAUCCUCCAAACCUUAGGAGGUGUUUUCUGCAUAUGGCUUGGUCGUGCCAACUCACUUCCCAUUGCAGUCUUGGCUAUGAUCCUCUUCUCUAUUGGCGCUCAAGCUGCAUGUGGUGCCACUUUUGGCAUCAUUCCUUUCAUCUCAAGGCGUUCUCUGGGGAUCAUAUCCGGUCUAACUGGUGCAGGUGGCAACUUUGGCUCUGGUUUGACCCAGUUGAUCUUCUUUUCAACCUCAAGGUUUUCUACAUCCACUGGUCUCUCCUUGAUGGGUGUCAUGAUUGUGUGUUGCACUCUUCCUGUGACUCUUGUUCACUUCCCCCAGUGGGGUGGCAUGUUCCUCCCUCCUUCAAAAGACAUCAAUAAGUCCACUGAAGAAUAUUAUUACACUUCUGAAUGGAAUGAGGAAGAGAAGCAAAAGGGUUUACAUCAGAAUAGUCUGAAAUUUGCUGAGAAUAGCCGUUCAGAAAGAGGUAAGCGUGUGGCCUCAGCCCUCACACCACCAAACACAACUCCAACCCAUAUCUAGCUUCUCCACUUUCCACACAUUCACACCUUUGUCGCAUUUAUAACCCUUGGACGAAGAUCAAACGAACAAAACUUGGUUUAGAUAAAAUAUGAGUCAUCUGAUCCAAGUCAAACGGUUAUUGUUUGAUGCGUGAAUGUGCUGAAAAGUGAAUGCAGGUAAUCUGGAUCCCAUGUUUUAAGGCUGUAAGGUAUAACUACUGCAGUAGAAAAUGUCAAGAACAACCUUAAGGGAAUCUCAUGUUGAAUAAGUAGUUUUCUUUUUAAAAAAAUGCUGAAACAGUAAAAUGAUUCUUGCGCUUUA